Onthophagus taurus is the source of this 614-nucleotide messenger RNA. The record is from RefSeq and is a predicted model, not a curated record. NCBI's taxonomy places the organism in Eukaryota, Metazoa, Arthropoda, Insecta, Coleoptera, Scarabaeidae.
GUUUUAUUACCCCGGUUUUAGUAAGAAGAAGAUAAUUGCAAAGAUUAGAAUUAAAAUCGAGUUUAUAUUAUUUCUCAAAAAAUGGCUAAAUUAAUCUUUCUAUUAAUUUCUUUUCUAGUGAUAUCUAAAACUUUCUCGUUGCCAUUGAACGAAAAUUUAGUUCAGGACGAAGAGAAAAAUCUUACAAACGCAUCGGAAAACAUAAAAAUUAAAUUAAUCGGGAUUUUAAAUAUUCUUAAACAAUUUCAAAGCGAUAACAUCAAGGAAGUUCAACCAAAAUCACAUCAAAUUUCGAAACGUCAAGUUACAGAUGGUGGAAUAAACGAUAUAUUCGGUGGAGUUAUUGCUAGCUUUUACAGCACCAUUAAUGCCGCUCUAAGAACUAUUAUCAAUACUUUCCUAACGAAUAUAAAUGAAUCUACAGGAGGUUUCUUAACGGAAAUUUUGAUAAACUUACGAGAUAGUGUUUUUAAUGUUAUCGAUUCAAUGUUCCCUGUAUCUUCGACAAUCGGUUCGGUGACUCCUAUUGAAGGAAUUCCCAUUUAAAUUUGUGUUAAUUUAAAUUUAUUUUUGUUAAUCAUGUUGCAAUAAAAUUUUACAUGGAAAAUAUUAAA